GAUUUGAAUUCAUGGGUGAACUAUUUACAUAGAGGUGCAUUGCGUCCAAUUGAGAAAAGGCUGGUUCUUACUAGCGCACAAGCAUAAGCAAAAGCCGACAUACGCAUGUCGCAGCAAUACGGAUUUGAAACUGGUCACUCACAGGUGCAAACACCGAUGACACAAUUCCUUUAACAUUGAAGUUUCACCCUUAGCCUGUACUUUGGCACCUCUUUUCCACUAAGCUCAGAAAACUUCCCCAAGCACAGCACGUUUAUUUACAUUCCUUUCGAUGUCAGCUCAUCAUAGUAGUCUCUCUACUGUCGACUGACUGUAUGUAGUAUUUCUGGUCACGUGGUUUUAGUUAUCACCAGGAAAACAUUGCAAUCUACCCUCGAUCUAUAUACUAAUUAAACGCUUAAUGUUUGGCAAGUACUGAUUCAAUGAUAAUUGCAUUUACUCGUUACCUUGAUAAACCAUAUAGGCUCGCACGCGGCGUUAUAGGAUUAGACACAUUUUACAAAACCAUACAAAUGCAACAUGCGGAUACGCGGAUAUGUAAAAAUUGUACUAACCAGAAAAAAUAAACAUAUACGACAUGAAUUAAUCUUCUUGAGUCUAGCAAAGUGCAAUUUGGCACUAAUUUACAAAGUUCCUUCACCAACGCGAAUAAUUCAAGUUUCUGCAUCAUUGCACACCUGAGAUUUUUGCGUACUUACUCACCGCCGUGAACCGAUGAUGAGCUCAGCUACGCUUUUGCGCCAUUUCCUUUGAAACAAGAUAUUGGUGACUUAGAUCAAACGCUUUACCAGACAUGACAGGUGGCGUCUUGAAAUUUGGUAGCAUGUGAAUUAAUACAGAAAAAAACACCGUUAUUUUGUUAGAGCUAGGUGGGAGGGGGAACAAAAGGAUGGCGAGAACCCGGGAGAUUAGGGGGUGGGUGACGAAAGGACUUUAAAGCCGCUAUAGAGAUUAAUAAAGGAGCUAGAACCCGGAAUAUAAACGAGUGUUACUCGUAUCGAUUUCGUUUCGCGGGCCAUAUUAAGCUUUCCAACCUUGGAGGGCGCAUGUAACCUUUUGGCCGUUUUUGUUUUCUUUUAAUUAAGCUCUUGUCUCUGAUAUUGGCAUACCCGAUAGCUUGCUAUGAUUAAACAAAUACUUGCUUUUCGCUGCCUAACAUAGAUUAAUGUAAUUUAUGAAGAUGACACGGCGAAAUAAGCUUUUGAUUGAGGACAGGUCUUGUUACGACGUUUUACGGUGUAAGAUUAAAAGUGCUGCAAUUUUAUCAAGAAACACAAGUUAAACAGUAUAAUCUUAUGUUUUUAAUUAAAGUUAUUGUUUCCAAACUAAGAGCCCAAAACCAAAGCAAACAAACCAUAGAAACGUGUUCAUCACCACGUGUAAUUCUGAUGACGACAUUCUUUUAUUCACAUUACGGAGACUUGCAGUAUUAAGAAAUACUUGUGAUCGCUGUUAAUUACCCCAAGUCUGGUCUGACUAAUCAACGAGGAAUCAACUUAGCUCUCUGAAGAAAAGAAGGAUCAAGUCAUGACUUUGAAGAUUGGUGUGUUCUUGCUCUUGCUAAAGCUCACACAAGGAGUAGCAGAUGAUUGCUAUACCAAGCCUGUAGGAAUUUCGGACCCAAGAAAAAUUCCUGAUAAUCAGAUGACAGCGUCCUCUCAGUAUAACCAUGGUUACCAGGCUGCUUAUGGUCGACUCAAUGGUGACAGGGGCGAUGGCUGGUGUGCCAAAGAAGCCGGUAAAAAUGACGAUUGGCUGCAGGUUGAUCUUGGAAAAACUAUUGCACUGUGUGCUAUUGCUACUCAGGGAGACAGAAAUGGUAAUGAAUGGGUUACAGCCUUCAAGCUGUCUUCUUCAUCAGAUGCUCAAACCUGGACACCUUACAAGGAUGCAAAUGACAUGGAAGUGGAAUUUCACAGGCAAGGCGACAGCAACACAGUUGACCAACACAAGUUACCAGUGAUAGUGAAUGCAAGGUACCUCCGUUUUAAUCCAACCCAGCGACAUGCUUGGAACUGUCUCAGAGUGGAGGCUUAUGGAACCGAAGCAUCCUUCAAAGAAGAACCCGAAUACAGCUGUGAGCAAGCAUAACUCACUGUAGCAUUAAAAAUAACUGGCCUUAUUAUCCAACUUAUAAAAAUACUAAAAUGCGUGAUAUUAGCAUAGCAACGCUGAUAUUUAGUCGAGUGUUUUAGCUGUCAUAGCAGGAAACUGGAAGAAACACAUUGCUAAUAAGUUUACCUUUGAUAAAGGCCAAGGAACCACCGUAAUGCAUUUGGAAAACUGAUUUUGAGCGAGUUAUUUUGGAGCAGGGCGGGACCCCAUUUUACACUUCAAAAAGACACUCAUAGCAUCAGCAGUUUACAAAUCUGUUGCGGUGGUUAGCCUUCGUAAAUAAAUGAACUUCAAUAAAUGCAUGUAGUUUUGUCUAAAUGAAAUAAAAAAGGCCAGCUAUUUACUUAACUGAGGGUAUUUCUUUCGCUUUCCUUGCUUCAGGACCACUGAAAUGAAUCAAUCUACUAUCUGCUUCUGCCCGAUCAAUAUUCAACGGACCAGGAUUAUAACUAAAUCGACCGAGAAACACUAUUCACUUGACUCUGAAGAUGACUUCCGCUCAGGCUGUCGAAACGUCAAUCACCGACAACAGUUCUUUUCAGAAAUACCCUCCGUCGGAUGAUCUCACAAGACGAACUACUGAUACCCCUGGGUUCAAACCUUUACCGCAAACUACUGUUUUUCUUUAGCAAACAUUGAAAAAGAUACCGAAAUUAUUCAAUCCCUUUUUUUUCCAAAGGCUCCCAAAUCUAAAUGCUAAACCUCGCAGUAAUUCCCACGAUUCAUUCAAUAUUCAGUGCAGUUUGUGAAAAAUUGAUAGCAACAAACGAAAAUUGGCGCAAUUGUAAACUUCAGUCAUUUACAAGGAGACAAAUCUUACGUGUGUAGACCUCUG
Orbicella faveolata is the source of this 2950-nucleotide messenger RNA. Its product is annotated as putative carboxypeptidase X1. Lineage: Eukaryota; Metazoa; Cnidaria; Anthozoa; Scleractinia; Merulinidae. The record is from RefSeq and is a predicted model, not a curated record.